This is a messenger RNA of Marmota flaviventris (yellow-bellied marmot), 2036 nucleotides long. It is a transcript of the gene Tdp2, whose product is annotated as tyrosyl-DNA phosphodiesterase 2. Gene Ontology annotation, biological process: double-strand break repair. The record is from RefSeq and is a predicted model, not a curated record. Gene Ontology annotation, cellular component: PML body; cytoplasm. NCBI's taxonomy places the organism in Eukaryota, Metazoa, Chordata, Mammalia, Rodentia, Sciuridae. Gene Ontology annotation, molecular function: single-stranded DNA binding; protein binding; 5'-tyrosyl-DNA phosphodiesterase activity.
UCAAAUGUGGUGUAUAAAAAAGACAACUUAAAAGAUUUAUAUUUUGUUUCAAAAUUGUCAUUAAGUUCAUCUGGCACCAAGAUAGAUGUUGGCUUCUAAACACAGUUCUUCACUAAAAGGAACAAGGGCCUCUUAGAAAUGAGUGAUUCCAGAGCAAAGGCAAGUUAAGCUACUUAUAAAGAAAAAGUGGUUUUUUCAGUUCACAGUUUUGGAAUCUGAAAGUCUAAACAACAUGGCACAGGCUCUGGAGAGGGCCUGGUAUGGCACAUGGAUGACAGGAGUACAUGCAGGCGGACCAAUCACAUCUUGACACAGGAAGCCACAGAGUGACUAGUGUUGACCUAACCAGUGAAGAAACAACUGAUUCCACCAGUUCAAAAAUCAACCUAUCUGAAAAUACUCAGCAAGAAGAUGGCAGCAUGUUCUCUCUCAUUACGUGGAAUAUUGAUGGAUUGGAUCUGAACAGUCUGCAGGAGAGGGCUCGUGGGGUGUGUUCCUACUUAACUUUGUACAGCCCAGAUGUAAUAUUUCUACAGGAAGUUAUUCCCCCAUAUUAUAGCUAUCUAAAGAAGAGAGCAAGGAGUUACGAAAUUAUUACAGGUCAUGAAGAGGGAUAUUUCACAGCUAUAAUGUUGAAGAAAUCAAGAGUGAAAUUAAAAAGCCAAGAGAUUAUUCCUUUUCCAAGUACCAAAAUGAUGAGGAACCUUUUGUGUGUUCAUGUGAGUUUGUCUGAAAAUGACCUUUACCUUAUGACUUCCCAUUUGGAGAGCACCAGAGGACAUGCCAAGGAACGAAUGAGUCAGUUACAAAUGGUAUUAAAGAAAAUGCAAGAGGCGCCAGAGUCAGCCACGGUUAUAUUUGCUGGAGAUACAAACUUACGGGAUCAGGAAGUCACUAAAUGUGGUGGGUUACCUGACAACAUCUUGGAUGUGUGGGAGUUUUUGGGCAAACCUAAGCAUUGCCAGUACACAUGGGACACACAGAUGAACUCCAAUCUUGGAAUAUCUGCCGCUUGUAAGCUUCGUUUUGAUCGGAUAUUUUUCAGAGCAGCAGCAGAAGAGGGCCACAUUAUUCCCCGAAGUUUGGACCUCCUUGGGUUGGAGAAACUGGACUGUGGUAGAUUUCCUAGUGAUCACUGGGGUCUUCUGUGCAACUUAGAUGUGAUAUUGUGAAAUGUUUUCACAUGUGAGUUUAAAUGUUUGAGUAGACUUCUGAACUUUUUGCAGGUAUCGUUUCUACCUAUCUGGAAAGGUAGGUUUCAUAUAGAGGAAUUAAUAUACUGGAAAAUUGUUUCAGAAAAAAAAAAAGAUUUUAUAGAUUAUGUUCUCAGAAUUCUGAGUUAAAUAUUAAUGUCUGAGGCUGGGGAUAUAGCUCAAUUGGUAGAGUGCUUGUCUUGCAUGCAUGAGGUCCUGGGUUCAAUCCCUAGCACCCCCCCACACACACACACACACACACACACAAAUAAUAAUAAUAAUAAUGUCUGUUUAAACAUGCCUGUGUUCAGAAUGUGAGGUCAUUUAGUGAAAGGGCAUAAAUUCUGUGGGAGCUCUGUCAGUGUUCAUAGCUUCCAGAUAGAUUCCCACCAGGGGCCACCUUAUCUCGGGACUAACCUUUAUAGUGUUUUUCAAUCAGGCACCAAAAUAGUAAUAAUUUUUAAAAGUCACUGAAAGAAAAAACAGAUUACUUAGUUCCUGGACCUGGAUCUCUUAUCAUAUUUCACAAGUUUAGAUAAUCUCAAAAGAAAAAGCCACACUCCUCUGUUGUUAGUGACAGCUAUCCUGCAUCCAACUUAAAUAGUACAUAAUUGGUAAGCUAUAAAUGAAGUCUUAUGAUUUAAAAUUUCUUAACUUUUUUCUGAUUAAUGGUGUAGGUAUGUUGCUAACAAAGGCAAAAUUAGUCUUGAUAAUGAUUAAAAUCAGAUUUAUAACAGCAUGGAUCCUUUUUCCUAAGAGAAAAAUAAAUACAUAAAGAGAAAUAACCUUUUAGUUUUGCUACUUGUAAGAUAGAGCUAUUUUACAAUAAAUGAAUUAAGAGUA